AGAAAGAAAAGAACAACCCAUUAUUCAUACAUAUACAUAUAUCAAAGCCCACAAAUCUCUCUCUCUCUCUCUCUCUCUCUAAAGGUGAAGCAGCAAAAUGGAGAAGAAAGAGAUGGAAGUGGUGAAGGGUGUAGACCUACAGAGGUACAUGGGUAGGUGGUAUGAGAUAGCUUCAUUCCCAUCAAGUUUUCAACCAAAGAAUGGAAUCAAUACAAGAGCUACUUAUACAUUGAAUGAAGAUGGCACUGUGAAAGUUCUAAAUGAGACUUGGAAUGAUGGGAAGAGAGGGUCCAUAGAAGGGACUGCCUACAAGGCUAACCCAAAUAGUGAUGAGGCGAAGCUCAAGGUCAAAUUCUAUGUCCCUCCAUUCCUUCCCAUCAUCCCUGUUACUGGGAAUUAUUGGGUUUUGUAUCUUGAUGAUGAUUAUCACCAUGCUUUGAUUGGUGAGCCCUCCAGGAAGUUUCUUUGGAUAUUAUGCAGAGAGAACCAUUUGGAUGAAGAGAUCUACAACCAGCUUGUUGAGAAGGCGAAAGAAGAGGGUUAUGAUGUGAGCAAGCUUCACAAGACACAACACACUAAUCCUCCACCAGAGGAAGAAGGCCCCAAGGACACCAAGGGUAUUUGGUGGAUUAAAUCCAUUUUUGGAAAAUAAUUAUUAGGCAUUAUGGCGACUAUAUAAAGGAUAAAAUCUAUGAAGACAUAUAAAUAAAGGGCUUAAAAUCCUAGUUGUAAAACCAAGACUCAAGGUGUGUUUGUAUUUGAAUUGUCAUUUUCCUUCUAGGUCUUGUAAAGUAGUAGUGUGUGCAAGUUUUGAAGCAUGUUAUGGAUUGUUGUUAGCUUGCUUAGUUGUGAAGUUUCUUGUUUAUUUCAUGUGUCUUUGUAAAAUGGAUGUUUUUGAAACUUGGUUGUGAGAACUUGGGGGGUCUACCUCAUCCUGUUGGCUUGUUUUUA
Camellia sinensis is the source of this 951-nucleotide messenger RNA. Its product is annotated as temperature-induced lipocalin-1. Lineage: Eukaryota; Viridiplantae; Streptophyta; Magnoliopsida; Ericales; Theaceae. Gene Ontology annotation, cellular component: cytoplasm. Gene Ontology annotation, biological process: response to reactive oxygen species; lipid metabolic process. The record is from RefSeq and is a predicted model, not a curated record.